This is a messenger RNA of Suillus bovinus, 1119 nucleotides long. RefSeq lists its product as uncharacterized. Lineage: Eukaryota; Fungi; Basidiomycota; Agaricomycetes; Boletales; Suillaceae. The record is from RefSeq and is a predicted model, not a curated record. The coding region runs from base 1 to 1119 and encodes 372 amino acids. The transcript is spliced from 2 exons.
AUGGAAGUCAAAAACCCUGCAAGAUCAACCAACAACAAUAAUUACGCUCCACAAAUAUGUCGUUAUCUCGACCGCGCUGACAAGUGUAAUAGGUUUGAUCUUGCCAUCGGUCUUUUGGAUGGCAAGCUGAGUGUUGAGGAUCUGGAAGUUGUCCGAGAGGAACAUGAAGAUGAUGACAUUGAUGAAGACACGGAUGUGGAGAUUGUCGCCAUGGAGAUUCCAUCCAGGGCUCAGCAACCUGAUCAGCCGCGUCCUAUCACAGAUUAUUUCAUGAUCACCAAAAUGCUACAGCACAAAAAAGCAGGAUCAAUACCCAUCCCACUAUGCUCUUUCGUUGUUGGGCGCACUGCCCUCCAUCUCACAUAUGAUCCUUCUAUUAGGAAUAUCAGUGUCAAUGAAGUUGCCAUCAUGUUCAACCUACCAGACCUUCGCCCAGCUCUCACUAAUUUCCUUCACCACGAGGAGACAUCUGGACAUCGUGUUCAUGCAAUCAGUGGUCCUCAAAGAGCUGGACCUGAAGCUGAACUUCCAUUUGAUAAGCUUCAAGUUUGGUUCAAAAUAUGUUUACAAGAAACGGACUUUCACAAUGCCCAUAAAAUUGACCCAGCUCAAACAUUAAACUGUGCACCACCUAGUGGGCCCUGGACUUUGGGCUGUUAUGACACCGUCAUUAUCCAGACCAACGCAGAGCAGUCAUGGCCUACUUGUGGUCUUUCAGGUCACUCGGUAGCCCAACUCAGACUUCUCAUACGGCCUAUUGGCAAAAGUGGUACACCAUGGUCUUGGGAAGAUAAGUUUAUCGCCUAUUUGCAACGAUUUGAUAUCUCUAGUGAACGUGAUCCAACUACUCAGCUACAUGUGCUGAGAAGAUCGAAGUGCUCUAAUGGCAGUCAGAUGGGGGACAUCAUUCCAGUUUCUCAGCUGAGAGCACCUGUCCAUCUUGUCCCCCGUUUUGGUGCAACUGCGGAUACACAUUUUACUGCCUAUAACAGCAUGGAGCAUGCAUCUGAGUUUUGGCUAAACUAUUUUUGGGACAAAAAUAGCUUUUUUGUGCUGUCAGCUGAAUUCAUACCUGAUAAGCAACACUUUCAUGCACUAAAAUUAUCAGUACCCACAUAG